This is a messenger RNA of Triplophysa dalaica, 2396 nucleotides long. RefSeq names its product cholesterol 24-hydroxylase-like. Gene Ontology annotation, biological process: cholesterol catabolic process. Lineage: Eukaryota; Metazoa; Chordata; Actinopteri; Cypriniformes; Nemacheilidae. The transcript is spliced from 15 exons. The coding region runs from base 22 to 1587 and encodes 521 amino acids. Gene Ontology annotation, molecular function: heme binding; cholesterol 24-hydroxylase activity; iron ion binding. The record is from RefSeq and is a predicted model, not a curated record.
CGUGAGACUUGUCAGACAAACAUGUUGUUUAAAGUGUUCUGGAGUUUCACACACGUUGUACUCAUAACAAUGACAGUCCUUCAGGAGAUCACAGGAUGGCUCUCAUAUAUAAUGUUUUACGUGCUCUGUGUUGCUUUAAUCGCUUUUGUUGCGUAUUGUCUGUAUGUUAGAUAUAUACAUCAGAAAUACGAUCAUAUACCUGGACCUCCAAGGGACAAUUUUUUACUGGGACAUAUACCGACUUUUAUAAGAGGAACGACAUCGGAAAACGUCAUACACGAAUUAUUUCUGAAAUGGGCAGAAAAAUAUGGUCCUGUCUACAGAAUUAACAGCUUGCAUUUAGUUGUGGUCGUGAUCUAUUGCCCGGAGACUACAAAGACAGUAUUGAUGUCACCGAAGUACCCCAAAGAUCCCACUGUCUACAAGCAACUCUUUUACUUGUUUGGAAAACGGUUCCUGGGAAAUGGACUUGUGACGGCUAUAGAUCAUGAUGUCUGGUACAGGCAACGGCGCAUUAUGGAUCCAGCCUUUAGCAGCUCAUACCUGCGAGGCCUUAUGGGCACGUUUAAUGAGAUGUCAGAACGCCUCAUGGACAAACUGGAGGAAACGGCAGACACGAAAACACCUGUCAUCAUGCACGAUUUGGUCAACUGUGUCACACUCGACGUCAUUGCCAAGGUGGCUUUUGGUGUUGAUUUAAACUUGUUAAAGAAUACUGAUUCCCCCUUCCAGACUGCUAUAGAGCUGUGUUUAAAAGGCAUGGUAUAUUAUCUCAGAGACCCUUUUUUCAAGCUUAACCCCAAGAACUGGAAGAUGGUAAAACAAAUAAAAGAUGCAGCUGAACUCUUGCGUGCAACAGGAGAAAAAUGGAUACAAAACAGGAAGACAGCAGUGGAAAAUGGUGAAGACGUCCCCAAAGACAUCCUCACUCAAAUUCUCAAGACAGCAGAGGAGGAACAAGCAAACAACUCUGAAGAUCAUGAGCUGAUGCUGGACAAUUUUGUCACUUUCUUCAUUGCGGGGCAAGAGACAACAGCCAAUCAGCUCUCGUUUGCAAUCAUGGAAUUAGGCCGACACCCUGAGAUAUAUAAACGAGCUAAAGCAGAGGUGGAUGAAGUGCUCGGGACUAAACAUGAUAUUUUAUAUGAAGACCUUGGAAAACUCAGUUACCUGUCCCAGGUGUUAAAGGAAACGCUGCGUCUCUACCCCCCUGCUCCAGCAACAUCUCGCUGGCUUUCUGAUGACAUGUUUAUAAAUGGACUGAAAGUGCCAGGAGGAUGUGUUGCUGUUUUUAGUUCUUAUGUCUGCGGACGACUGGAAAACUUUUUCAAAGAUUCGCUGAAGUUUGAUCCAGAGAGAUUUGAUGUGAAUGCCCCAAAGCCUUAUUACUGCUACUACCCAUUUGCACUUGGACCGCGUUCUUGUCUUGGGCAGGGCUUCUCACAGAUGGAGGCGAAAGUUGUGCUAGCCAAACUGCUUCAGAGGUUUGAGUUCAGUCUGGUUCCUGGACAGUCUUUUGACAUUAAAGACACAGGAACUCUGCGUCCCAAAAGUGGAGUUAUCUGUACCAUUAAACAUAGCACAUAGAUUAUAUUCUGGGCCUAUGGUGAUCAAUUAUUUUCCAAAGGGGGCCACAGGAUAAAACAGGGAUUUUUUAAAGAAUCUAAUUCUGUUAAAAAAAUUAGUUUUCAUGGACUUAAUUACAGUGUAGCUUUAAGUAUAACUACCACAUGUUUCUCUUAAAGACAUUGUCCAUUGUAUAACCAUAAAACCAUAGUAACAACAAAUUUACCAAUAUUUUACUAUCUAAACCUUAGUUUGAACAUGAUAUUAAAUGAGGUCAUACACAUACUAAUCGAUCAAACAGAAUUACUACAUUAUAAAACCGACUGACAAUAACUACUAUAUUUCAGAUGCAGUUGCUUUUUUAUUAAAACACUUAUAUUUAAAAAUGUGAAACCAGAUGUGUAAUUUAUAGAACAGAUGUCAUAGUAAGAAACAACUUUGAUUUUAUAUACAUUACUUGUGCAAUCUGGUUGAUUUUUAUAUUGUAUAAAAUAAAAUCCAAAAUGUUCGUACUUUUUGUCCACCUCUAUCCGAGGCCCAGGACUUACUGUGUAUUUAACAAUCUAACAAUCAGUAAAAACGAUUAACCUGCAUAAAGUUUUAACAACUCCACAUGCCAUUUUUUAUGUUAAUAUACAGAAGUUAAAUAAUACAAUAGUUUUUCUUCAUGAUUAUAUUGCAUGUACAUUAAAUGUAUUCAUUUACAUUUAGCGAUUUAGCAGAUAGAUUUUAAUGCGGGAGCAUAUAAUAUGUCUAAGUGGUUUUGACAAUGAUGAUUCUUUUCAUUUGAUAGAAUAAAUGCUGUAGUACAAUAAAAAGAAACAAAAUAA